UGGCUUUAUGAAACGCAAAAUCCCUCCAUGGGCAGCGCGUCCGGCAGCUGUUUCAAAACGCGUUUGUCGAAGAGAAGGAGCUCGCCUCGGAGGAAACCGGGCCUGAAGACGCUCUCACCUCUUGCCCCGCCGCCCGCCGUUUAUGUGACCGACCAUUCGCCCUCAACCGUCGGCUGUGUUCGGCUCCCGCUCCGCUCCGCUUCAACAACACAGAGCACGGGGACGAGCCAACGGUCGGCACGCUAGCCGAGAAGGGAAGUGGACUCCGUCUUCUCUUUCAUCAGGCAAAUGCUCCCAGCCGCCCAGCUUGACAGGAGUGAUGGGAUGUGUCAACUAGCAGGUGAGGCAGUCCUGGACAAUGUAAUCGGACUGACGGAUUCAUCUGCAGUGUUCACAUCAGAGCGAGAUAAAGGAGGGACCGAGAUAGACGAGGAGGACAUCACGGACGCAAGGAUGGGCGUGGGGAAGAAUACCACCUCCAAAUCACUGGACAGCACCAGCGAGAGUGGAAAAUACGAGGAGGAGAGCAAACAUGGUGCCGAUUUCUACCCUAUUCCGGUGGUAGUAAACGGAGUCGGUGGCGCCAGUGGAGACCAAGACACUGAGAACACAGAGCUGAUGGCCAUCUACACUAAGGACAACCAAGUAGCAGAAAAGAGCUCCAUGUCUGAGACGCUGGACAGCACAGACAGUGUGGACGCCAGGAGGAACGAUAUGAUCUACACCAUUGAGGACACCCCACCCUGGUACCUGUGUGUGUUCUUAGGGUUACAGCACUACCUGACAUGUUUCAGCGGAACCAUCGCCGUGCCGUUCCUCCUCGCCGAGGCCAUGUGCGUCGGCUUCGACCAGUGGGCCACCAGUCAGCUCAUAGGGACCAUCUUCUUCUGUGUGGGCAUCACCACCCUGCUACAGACCACGCUGGGCUGCAGAUUGCCUCUUUUCCAGGCCAGCGCUUUCGCCUUCCUCGCACCAGCUCGAGCAAUCCUGUCACUGGAGAAAUGGAACUGCAACAACACAGUGGUCCCAGCGCUGAACAGCACAGAGCUCCUCCACACAGAGCACAUCUGGCACCCCAGGAUACGAGAGAUCCAAGGGGCCAUCAUCGUGUCGUCCCUGGUGGAGGUGUGCAUCGGAGCGCUGGGCCUGCCCGGCAUCCUGCUGAAGUACAUCGGACCUCUGACCAUCACACCAACUGUGGCCCUCAUCGGCUUGUCUGGGUUCCAAGCCGCAGGGGAGAGGGCCGGAAAGCACUGGGGCAUCGCUAUGCUGACUAUCUUCUUGGUGCUGCUCUUCUCUCAGUAUGCCCGAAACGUCCACUUUCCUCUGCCAGUCUACAAAGCCAAGAAAGGUUGGACCUCCUACAGACUGCAGGUCUUUAAAAUGUUUCCUAUCAUAAUGGCCAUCCUGGUGUCAUGGCUGCUGUGUUUCAUUUUUACUGUGACCGACGUUUUCCCGCCGGAGAAGGACAAGUACGGUUUUUACGCCCGCACAGAUGCUCGCCAAGGAAUCCUGGCAGCCGCACCGUGGUUCAAAAUCCCCUAUCCAUUUCAGUGGGGCACUCCCUCUGUGACGGCUGCAGGCGUCAUCGGCAUGAUGAGCGCCGUGGUGGCCAGCAUCAUCGAGUCCAUCGGAGACUACUACGCCUGCGCUCGCCUCUCCUGCGCUCCACCGCCGCCCAUCCACGCCAUCAACCGGGGCAUAUUUAUCGAGGGUCUUUCCUGUGUGCUGGACGGGCUUUUCGGGACAGGAAAUGGCUCCACAUCCUCCAGUCCAAACAUAGGCGUCCUGGGCAUCACUAAGGUGGGCAGCAGACGUGUGAUCCAGUACGGAGCCGCCAUGAUGCUGCUGCUGGGGCUGGUGGGUAAAUUCAGCGCCCUGUUUGCCUCUCUGCCCGACCCCGUCCUGGGAGCUCUGUUCUGCACCCUGUUCGGUAUGAUCACAGCGGUGGGACUGUCCAACCUGCAGUUCGUCGACCUCAACUCCUCCAGGAACCUCUUUGUCUUGGGCUUCUCCAUCUUCUUUGGCCUGAUGCUGCCGAGCUACCUCAAACAGAACCCGCUGGUCACCGGCAUAGUUGAAAUUGACCAAGUGCUGAACGUGCUCCUCACCACUGCCAUGUUUGUCGGAGGGUCUGUCGCCUUUAUUCUGGACAACACUAUCCCUGGUUCCCCUGAAGAACGAGGCAUCAGGAAGCUGAAACGUGGUUCUGGCCUCAGUGCAGCAGAACUGGAAGGGAUGAGAUCUUACGAUCUGCCGUUCGGAAUGGACUUCAUCCGCAGAUACCCGAUCUUCAAGUACAUCCCCAUCAGCCCCGCGUUCACAGGCUACCAGUGGGGGAGGCUAAAGGAGUGCGGCAGGAGCAGAAUGGGACACGGGGAUGUGGUGAAGGGAGGAGGGAUGGGAGGGGAGGGAGGCACAGCACCGGGGGAGAGUCGGGUAUAGCCAACGGGCUGCUGGAGAAGUCCUAAAUGUUGCUGAAUUUGGGGAGCAAGGGAUGGUACACUAAGAUAAAACGACGGGAGAGCGGAGGACGGCAGCGGCGCAGGAUUGUGUGGAAGAAAAAUGUGAUGCACCAACCCCCCCACCCCCUCCCCGCCCCCUCCGUCAGUAUGUGUUUUCUUUAGCUUGUGUCAGUCUUUUCCCACUUCCCACUAUGCUAUUUUCAGCAUGCUAUAGCAAGUCACAGCAUGCUACAAAAGAUGUCACCGCGCUGAGGCCGGUCGGUGUGCGUGCAUGUGUGUACAGUAUGCAGUAAGAGAUAACGGGUUCGUGCACUAAUUUCCUUGCACUUCAAUCCAGAGGGAGACAGAUGGACGUCAGACAGUCGAAGCCGAGCGUCUGACGGCUCACUGACUCGUAAUCGCUGCUAACUCGUACUGCCCAAGUCAUUUUUAUGAAACGCGUUCUGCUAAAAGCACAGUGGAACGGAUUUAUGUCAAUUGAGGAUCACGUCACGAGUCGUUCGCCUCCAGACUCGUUAUGCAACCACAUUAGAGGAAAAAAAAAAACACGCGCAGACACACACACCGACAGCCUCGCCACAACUAGCUUGAGCUCUACGAUGCACGACAGGGGUCAUGUAGAUUGAUGGAAGUAGUUUGUCAGGUGCCCUUAGCCACGCAAAGUGAUUGUGAGAUUUAUUUUUGCACUAUCUGCCUCCUGAGUUCAAAACUAGAAUGUCACUUCACGGCCCGCUCCCCGGUUUCCUCCAGUGAAGCUCCGCAGAGACCCACUGAGCAGCACAUCUCACGUUAAAGCACCUCACAUCUCUCUUUGUCUUCAUGUAGGAGAGCGCUAACAAAAAAAAAACAAACCCUCACUAAUAUGUCCGUUUACAUGGUUCUACUUCAGUAUUAAGCAGCGGUUACUAACAAGACCAAAACUCUACCUUUCCUGAACACACACUUACUUCUUGUUUUACGAGCUAAAUUAAUUAUUUUCUGUUUAUUUGACUGCCUUUAUUUGCUUUACAUGUUGGCACUUACACAACAAGCUUUUAGCAACUCCUGCAGUUGCAAAAGCUACGACGACGCACAAAGCGAGACGGACACGUGGCCUUUGUCAGGGAGACUUUGUGUACAUAAAUACUGGGCCUAACACAGACACACAACGACGACGACAGGAGAAUUAAAUGUUCUUUAUCCGGCGACAGCAGACAUCUCUGGUCCUCUUUCAGUUUUUUAGGGGUCACAUGUGCUCUGGUUUGUUUUGUUUUUUAGCAGUAAUGUGUGUUAAAGUAGGAUUUGCAAAGGUUGCACCAUAAAUAAUGCAAACCCCUCAUUAGUGUGGCCGCAUAAUUGUAACAGAAAUUAAGGUUGGGAACGUUUAAAUGUAAUACGAGGGGUUUCUUUGGGUUUUUUUUUUUGACUCAGCCGAUCGUGUCUGCUGCUCAUUAACACUCGAUGGUGUCGAUGACUUUCCCUCACAUUCCUCCUCCCAUCCUCAUCAUCUCCUCCCACUCUCAUCCCUCUGUUUACUGGAGAUAUUCGUUACUCUUCAUCUCUGUUGUGUUUCAAGUCGUGGCAGCACGUUUUGGCUGAGCGACGCGUAGAGCAUCAGCAGCCUGAAAAACCCUGGAGAGCGAUUCUUUCAUUUGACCACACUGUGUGCCUCUGCUGCUCUGAUUGAAAAGCAGCAGUUUGAAAAUUACAAACAUAAUCGUGGAAAAUUGUAGAAACAAAGAGUCGCACAAAUAUUUAGCCCAGCCGAGACUUUUUACUAAAACCAAAAUGCUAAAAGCUCUUCUUUUUUUUUUCUUUUCUUUCUUUUUGCUGUUCUUUGUUCUCAUAAACCAAAACUUUUCUUUUGUUGCUACUGAGAAACUUAGUUUGAAAAUUAGUCUCGCCCCCAAAACUUUUUCUCCUCUUUUUGUCUCUUUUGUUGAAGCUAUUUAUUUAUUUAUAAGAAGAAAGUCGUUUUAAUGAUUGCCUGAAGCAGGUUUAUGUGUCUCUUGCACAAUAUUGAAAGUAUAUUUAUGAGUUUACUCGUCGGUGCCCUGUUUCGGACUAAAUCUGUCGACCGCUGCUCCUGCAUUCGGCCUCGGCUGCAGUCGGUGCUUCUAGAAGCUCACCUGGAGACGGCGGCUGUCGAAGGUGGUUUCUGGUGUGAGAUGUAAACCGCUUCAAUUUCAUUCCAUUUAUAACGUGUUGUUUUUAAAAGCAAGAGAGAAAAAAGAAAAAAACACUUUCAGAUGUUGAACUGGAUCGUUUAGUCUAACCUCCGUGUCAGGGCCUUUUUACUACAAGUACUGUUUGCACAUGUAAAGGUGCCAAGAAGAUCAGGGUCUGAGUGAGUCCUGCUCACUCGUCUGAAGCCCUAAAGUGUCACUAUUGUGCUUUUCCGGUUUAUAGUCGAGUAAGAACAUGUUUUUUGUUUAUUGGCCUGAAGGCAAGUGGCCGGACUGCUUCUUUGUGAAUGAAUAUUUUUGACUGAGAGCGUCUCUGAGCUUCAUUUAUGACUUCAUCCCUCUUGUGACAUUUAACAUUUUCUCACCGUUUAUCCAGCAGUGAAUUACAUCUUCAGAGGUAUUUUUUCUACACGUAUGAUAUUACAGAUGUUUGCUCAGGACACACCAAGGUUAAAAUCCAACGUUUCCACAGACUGAGAUGUAGGGCUGAAUAUUAAAUCGUGAUUUUAGACACUGCAGUUGAGCGUAGACGUUCUGCAGUGCGAGUAAACCAGCAUUUAUAUCAUGUAUAGUCGUGUCCUCCUUGAGCGACCGUCAGCUUCUGAUGUUUGUUUCAAAUCUAUCAGUAUUGAACCUAAACUUCACUUUUAAAAAAUGACAUUGAAAAUUAAAUUUUAAAAUCACAAUAUCCAUCAGAAAAGUUGCAAUUAGAUAUUUUUCCUAAAUCAUUCAGCCCUGCUUUAAUGCUUUGCUUUUUAUUUUCCUGUCUGGCUGGAUUAAGUCGUAGCAAAGCUGCAGUGCUUUACAGAGACCAGCAUUCAACCAAAAAUAGGAGUUUCAGUGAAAGGUAUUACACUGCUUUUAUCACACCAACCAUGGAUGCUACCUAACAUUUGUCUUUUUAUUUUAUUUUACUAGAAAGCAUAGUGGAGAUAGAGAGAGGAUAUGGGUGAAGGAACUAGAACAUUUCAAUUAAGGCCACCGUUUUUCACUUAUAUCUGUCCAGUAUGUGCGUUGGUUAUAAAGCAGAAAUCCUUCAUCAGAUCACAGAAUGCAGUAUUCAUGUGGAAAUGUUGGAUUUAAAUGUUGGUCUCACCAAAUCAAAUGAUGGUUCUGGGUAGACGGUGAGAAACCUGACGAGUGCUGGAGUCACAGAAGAGGCCGUUUAGAGACCGCCUCGGAAACCGUAAAUCUAAAAUCUCCCCACAUCCUCCAUCUGACUGCUGGCUGUGCUCAGGACUGGCAUCUGGAUAGCUGUAGACACAAAGCAGUGUUGGUGAAAUCAGCGGUGUGUUUGUGGCGCGCCGGCUGGUGUUUUGACUCCCCUGCCUUUGGCGGCGACCUUGCUCCAGGACCUGGCGAUGAUCGAGUAGACGUCAGACGGCGGCCGCCGCCUCCUAUGUCUUCUCUGCCAGAGAAGCGGAGGCUGGUCUGGCUCCUGUCCGAGUGGGUUCUUCAUCAUGCACACAUGAUAAUCACGUGCAACAGCUCGACCUUGUUUUCUGUGUCAUAUCAUGUUCGUUCAACCAGCACUUACUUCUCCCAUCACACAGUCUCUCCUCCCUCCACAUCACCCCCCAACCCCCUGCAGUGACGAUAUAUUGGUGUCCUCUCAUGUUUAGUGUACCUGGUUUUCUCCCUGGGAAUUCUUACUGUUGAUGUUUCUGGAUGCGGGAGGAGACACCGGCUGGCCGCCUCGUUAAGAGCCGUGUUGGAGUUGGGCAGCUGAGCGAACCUGCCUCAUCACUUCACCUCAAUGAACACGGGAUGUCUUUGUGCCUAAAGGCAGCUUCCUCUUGAUUUUAACGUCUACCCUCCAGUUUUUAAUCACACCGUCUCUCUUAUUCUAGUUGUUACAGAUUUAGCCGAGUCAACAGCGAGUCAACAGUUUUUUUGGCUUUGUUUCAACCAACAGACGGCUCUUAAGAAGGCGGCCUUAAGGUGUGUAACACAAAGGCAUCAAUCCCUUUCAGUUAUUUUGAAGGGGGCGCUACCUGAAGAAUAUACUUCUGUGUAUUAAGUGUUUUAUCUUUUUCAAUGUUUUGGGGUUUUUUUAUACAGUGUUUUUAUGUUUUUGCAAGCAGAUAUUUGUAAGAAACAAAAUCAUAACUUUUAAUCUUAAAUCAUGCUGGAAAGCGCACCAUCUUGUACUUUUUAUUUAAAAAGUAAAUACAUUUUGAUCCUAUUUUGAAUCUGUGGUUUGGUGGAAUCCUUUUGUUGGUUAGGACCUUUUUUCAUAUUGUAUUUUUUUACUCUAACGUUGCUUUCUGUCCAUGUUAACACCAUUACUAGUACAAAUCAAAGAACAAGCUGAGAAACUUUAAAAAAAAAAGAAAAAGAAAAACAACAACAAAAAAACAAUGUAUAUUUAAUGGAGUACAGUUUGCUAAACAUUCUGGAAGAUAAAUUGUGUAAAACUAAUUGUAGCAACAAAAUGUUUUAUUCUCUGUUCCUAAAACUAUUUAAUAAGAUGUUACAGAACGAA
Messenger RNA from Stegastes partitus (bicolor damselfish), 7115 nucleotides. It is a transcript of the gene slc23a2, whose product is annotated as solute carrier family 23 member 2. Bases 289 to 2445 code for a protein of 718 amino acids. The transcript has 16 exons. Gene Ontology annotation, molecular function: transmembrane transporter activity. The record is from RefSeq and is a predicted model, not a curated record. Gene Ontology annotation, biological process: transmembrane transport. Gene Ontology annotation, cellular component: membrane. NCBI's taxonomy places the organism in Eukaryota, Metazoa, Chordata, Actinopteri, Pomacentridae.